AUGAGAUCUCAAAGUGAUAAUUCUAAAAAGACUAAUUCUGAAAUAAUAUCAAAGGCCAAUUUCCUUUAUACUAGAGCUCUAAUGUGGCCUCAAUUGAUGGACAUUGAUUUAAAGAUUAAUCAUCCUAUCUAAAGUGUUUAAUUGAAUUAAUAAAAUUAAAGAGUAAUAAAAUUUGAUGUUAUAAGGACUAGAGGAAACUUGCUUGAUUAAAAUCUGAAAACUCAACUUGAAUAGCUACUUACAUAUUAUGUGGUUUCAAAUCAUAUAACUUACAAAUAAGGAUUGCAUGAAAUAGCAGCCCCAUUUAUAAUAUUUAUCAAAGCAGGUUUAGAUGUAUCGGUUGUCUAUUCUAUGUUCAAUGAAUUUAUUAGAAGAUAUAUGACUAAUUUUUUUGAUGAUGAUUAUUCAGGAAUCUAAUCAAUUUUAUCAGUUUACAAUUUAUUAUUGAAAUAUCAUGAUAUGGAACUGUACAAUAGACUAACUUUACAUGACAUAUCCCCUUAAUUAUAUGCCAUACCAUGGUUUAUUACUUUAGGCAUUAAUAAGGCUUCCUUUCCAAUAGCUUAAAUGAUAAUAGAAAACACAAUUCUGAUAAAUGAUAGAUAUUUCAUUUUUAGUUUUAACAUCGCAAUAGUAAUAUAUAAAAAACAAGAAAUUUUAAACAAUAAAGGAGACAAUUUACCAUAUUUUAUGUGUAAGAUAUUUUUGGAUGACGAAAAAAUCUAUUAUGAUAUUAUUAGAAUUGCAAUAAAAAUUCAUACAUAUACGCCAAAACAAUUUUGGAUUUACUUGGACUCCUUAAAUCUAUUUAAUCACCAUGCCAAACCAAUAUUUUUGGAAUAGGAAAAACAGCCCUUAUUAGAGUUGAUUUAAAUAUCCCCUUAUGAAGUUUAGGACAUGAUUAACUAACAUAUUCUAAUAACAGAGAAAUGGGAAAUCUAAGAUGUAAAUCACCCUUAAGUAUAAAAAAUUAAAUAAAUAUUCAGUAAAUAAAUUUAUAAUCCUUAAUAACCUGUUUUGAUAUUUGAUUAUUUAGCUGAUGAAUUAAGAGAUAAGAUUGCUUAAAAUACAUUAGUUCAUAUUGUAGAUUUAUCUAGGCAAAAUUUAUUAAAGAUCUUAUAACAAUUAUUCAAUUUUAAGAUGACAAAUAAGCUCUGGAUUUGUUUGUUUACAAACACAGACAAUGAACAUUUAUUCAAUCCAAUAUACGUAGCAUUACAGGAGGCAAACACCAAAUACAUUUGUAAAUGUGACAAAAAUCUGUUUAUUGAGUUAUAUUAAUUAUAAAUUUGA
Messenger RNA from Paramecium tetraurelia, 1293 nucleotides. RefSeq lists its product as uncharacterized. The record is from RefSeq and is a predicted model, not a curated record. The transcript is spliced from 3 exons. Gene Ontology annotation, cellular component: trans-Golgi network. Lineage: Eukaryota; Ciliophora; Oligohymenophorea; Peniculida; Parameciidae. Gene Ontology annotation, biological process: retrograde transport, endosome to Golgi.